Entrophospora sp. SA101 is the source of this 651-nucleotide messenger RNA. The record is from the annotation of a GenBank genome assembly. Lineage: Eukaryota; Fungi; Glomeromycota; Glomeromycetes; Entrophosporales; Entrophosporaceae.
AUGAGUGUUCCUAAAAGCCAACCUAGUAAUCAAUCUAACGAUAAUAAGAAGAAAAAAUUGUGUGUUUAUUUACUGUUGAACUCUAGCAAAUCGAAAGUUUAUGUCGGAACGACCAAUAACCUAAAAAAUCGAAUAAAUAAGUUGAAUAAUUUAUAUUGUAAUAACGGCGGUAGUAAUGAACAAAACUGGAUUCCGAUAUUGGUAAUUACUGGAUUUUUAUCAAUUCCGGAGGCAGUAAAUUUCGAAAUUACAUUGAAAUCAAUCUCAAAGAAAAGAAGCAACGAAUUUACCAGAAUUUUUUUUCAAAAAAAAUAUUGUAAAGAUGACGACGACAAAGUUAAUUGUAACACUUUUCCUAAAAUUAUUUUACCAAAGAUUUUUGCUUCAAGACAUUUAUUAUAUGAAUAUGAUCUUUACUGGAAAUCUAACCUUAUGGUUAGUAAUGGUGGCGAUAGUAAUAAUAAAAGCAAUAGCGGAAGAGAAUAUGGUUUAUAUUGGGGUAGUUUCAUCAGCGAACAACAGCAAUAUAGAAAACAAUUUGAAAUUGUCAAAGAUUUUUCAUGGUGCAAACAAAAUCAAAAUAGAAUUGUUAGACAUUGUAAAUUGGAUUUAAAUGAUUUUGAUGGGGAUAUGGGAGAUAGAAAUUAUUAA